AUGGCGAUAAAAUUCAAGGCCACAGAUACAAAGACUGUUCUCCUACAAUUACUGCUGUGUCUGACAAUCUUCUAUGCUGUGUAUUACGUUAUAGGCAUCAUAUUAUUUGGAGCUUUCAGGCUUGAAACAUAUGAUGAGUUCAUGCCAUUCGACUUCAAAACAGAACCAUUGUACUCAAGCUCAGAAUACAAGGUCAAUCUGAUCUCAAUGGAGUUGACCUACUUUGUGUGUGGGCUGCUGUUUGCUGGGGUAGUUAAAGAACAGAUAUGGGAUUAUGCGAUUACAGUCACUGUGAUUCAUGUUGCAGUUACGUCAACAAGUAAGUAG
Molecule: messenger RNA, 327 nt
Organism: Hypanus sabinus (Atlantic stingray)
Lineage: Eukaryota; Metazoa; Chordata; Chondrichthyes; Myliobatiformes; Dasyatidae
Gene: tmem244
Product: transmembrane protein 244
Exons: 4
Coding region: 1-327 (108 amino acids)
Source: RefSeq, a predicted model, not a curated record